AUGGAUUCAAUUGUACAUCUCCUCACUUCUUUGCUCAUAGUAGGAUGUGCUCUCUUUAUGUGUGGUGGAAAGAAGGUUGACAAGAAUGCGAAGAAAAGUUCCAUCUCUGUGGGAACCCCGCCGACACCAAAAUCCACUAAAAGUCCAAAACCAGAUUCUGCGAAUCCUCCAGCCGGUGCAUCUCUUCUGAAGGCGCCAGCUCUUGAACCAGAAAGACCGGCGAGUAAGGUCGUGAACUUGGAAAAGGAACCCAAUGCCGCUAAAGGAGAGAAACCGGAGGAAAAGAAGGAGAAAUCUAAAAAGUCGGAUAAAAAGUCGGAUAAAAAAUCAAAGAAAUCGGACAAGAAAUCUGGAAAGAAGUCUAAAAAGUCAGAGAAGAAGUCGAAAAAGUCUGAGAAGAAAUCAAAGAAAGACGACAAGAAAGAGUCUAAAAAAGGAUCGAAAAAAUCGAAGAAGUCGGAGAAAAAAACAAAGACGAAAACUGAAGACGACAACUAUCAGAGACCAGACCGACCGGAGAAACUGACGACAGAAGAAGAUCCACCGAAAAAACCAACGGAAAAAGACUCGAAAGAAAAUCAGGCACCGACACCGUCUAAAAGACCAGAAGGGCAAGCCGCCGAGGUCUCAAAUCCGAUUGUGACUCCGGAAACAGAUGAGUUCCCAACUCUUGAUGACGAACCUGAAAAGCCGAAAAAGGACGAUGAGAAAGACAAAAAGACAGAGGAGAAGAAGACGGAGGAGAAGAAAGAUGGAAAAGGAGAAAAGAAAACUGAAAAAGAUAAGAAAAAGUAG
Caenorhabditis remanei is the source of this 795-nucleotide messenger RNA. RefSeq lists its product as uncharacterized. The record is from RefSeq and is a predicted model, not a curated record. The transcript has 4 exons. Lineage: Eukaryota; Metazoa; Nematoda; Chromadorea; Rhabditida; Rhabditidae. The coding region runs from base 1 to 795 and encodes 264 amino acids.